Eutrema salsugineum is the source of this 1775-nucleotide messenger RNA. RefSeq names its product DUF724 domain-containing protein 3. The record is from RefSeq and is a predicted model, not a curated record. The transcript is spliced from 4 exons. NCBI's taxonomy places the organism in Eukaryota, Viridiplantae, Streptophyta, Magnoliopsida, Brassicales, Brassicaceae. The coding region runs from base 28 to 1629 and encodes 533 amino acids.
GCUCCUUUCAUCCUCACAAGCUUAAGCAUGCAUUCUUCCCGCCAAUUUCUUUCUCGCGAUUCAUCUUCGAGAAACUCGCAGGCAAAAUCUUUGCGGCGUCGCCAAUCUCUUGGGGUUUCGUCUCCGGCGAACCAGAAGAAGAAAGCUCCCAAGAAAUCCAUUACUCCGAGAGCAAAGCGAAAUCGUCUGCCUUCUUACCUAAAACCUGGCUCCGCCGUGGAGAUCAGCUCCGACGAGGUUGAAUUCCGCGGCUCGUGGUACGCGGGAUCGGUGGUCACCACCUCAUCCUCAGAUAAGAAUUCCGGCAAAGUCCAGGUGGAGUACACGACGCUGUUCUUCGACAAAGAAGGGCAGAAACGGCUGAGAGAGGUUGUCGACAUGGCUCAGCUUCGUCCUCCGGCUCCGCCCAUGUCUGAGAGGGAGAAGAAGAAGGAUUUCGCGGUGGGGGAAGUGGUCGACGCGUUUCACAACGACGGCUGGUGGGAAGGAGAUGUGACGGAGGUUCUGGGUGAUGGGCAAUUCAGUGUUUUCUUUAGGGGUACCAGGGAACAGAUUCGUUAUAGCAAAGAUCAAUUACGAUUACACAGGGAAUGGGUAAAUGGCGCAUGGAAGCCGCCACUAGAUGAACCGGAAGAGGAGGAAUCAGAAGAAGACAAAGGAGACGACACAGAAGACGAAGAGUCUCUUUUAUCACUAGUGGAUCCGGAAACUGCUAGAGCAGUUGCGAAAGAAAUGUUUUCCACUGGGACACUUGUUGAGGUUAGUAGCGAUGAGGAAGGUUUCAAGGGAUGUUGGUUUGUAGCUAAAGUCAUUGAACCCAUUGGCGAAGACAAGUACCUUGUUGAGUACCGAGACUUGAGAGAAGAAGAUGGCAUAGAGCCUUUGAAAGAAGAAAUCGACUUUCUGCACAUUAGGCCACCACCACCAAGUGAGGAGGAUAUAGAUUUUGCUGUUGGGAACAAGGUUGAUGCAUUUUACAAUGAUGGCUGGUGGGCAGGUCAUGUAAUAGAGAGUAUGCACGAUGGAAGAAUUGGUAUCUUUUUUAAGGAAUCAGGAGAAAAGAUACGGAUUGGAAGGCAGGGUCUUCGUCUGCAUAAAGUCUGGGUUAACGGGACCUGGCAGCUACCACUGAAAGGAGGAGAGAUCAAGAGGGCAAAGAAAGUUUCAUGUGAUCGGAACGUGAGACCUAAAAACGGAUUCGACAAGCAAUAUAUCAGCAUUGGAACUCCAGUAGAGGUUAGCAGUAUCGAAGAAGGAUUUGAAGAUUCUUGGUUUCUUGCAAAACUUAUUGAAUACAGAGGAACGGACAAAUGCCUUGUAGAAUAUGAUAAACUGAAAGCUGAAGAUGGGAAAGAGCCCUUGAGAGAAGAGGUUGAUGUUUUUCAGAUAAGGCCUCAACCACCAGAGAUGGUCGUGGUUAAUCCGUUCGAGAAACUUGACAAAGUUGAUGCUUUGUAUAAUGAUGGAUGGUGGGUCGGAUCCGUUAAAAAGAUUCUUGCAAAGUCAAGCUACCUGGUUUAUUUCAGUAAAAAUGACGAGGUGCUAAAAUUUCAUCAUUCUCAACUAAGGCUACAUCAGGAAUGGAUUGAUGGCAAUUGGAUAACAUCUUCGAAGUCUCAGACGGUGUAAUUGCGCUGGAGAACACGUCAGGAUUUUGGGAUCUCAAGUUUUGUUAAUUUUUUGGAGGCAUUUGAAUCUCUUAGUUAUAACCCUGAUGUUCCUCAUUAUUGUAGACAAUUGCAGUUAUCAUAAUUGAUUGAAAGGCAAUACAAAGA